Molecule: messenger RNA, 734 nt
Organism: Drosophila subobscura
Lineage: Eukaryota; Metazoa; Arthropoda; Insecta; Diptera; Drosophilidae
Gene: E(spl)m8-HLH
Product: enhancer of split m8 protein
Exons: 1
Coding region: 81-644 (187 amino acids)
Biological process (GO): anterior/posterior pattern specification; regulation of neurogenesis; regulation of transcription by RNA polymerase II
Cellular component (GO): nucleus
Molecular function (GO): RNA polymerase II cis-regulatory region sequence-specific DNA binding; protein dimerization activity; DNA-binding transcription factor activity, RNA polymerase II-specific
Source: RefSeq, a predicted model, not a curated record
AUACAGCGAUCCACAAAGCAAUAUCGGAAGAAAAAGCGAACGAAAAAUUGUCGUUUGCUACACACAACUACACGUAAAAAAUGGAAUACACCAGCAAGACACAGAUCUACCAGAAGGUGAAGAAGCCACUGCUGGAACGGAAGCGUCGUGCACGCAUCAACAAGUGCCUGGACAACCUGAAGACACUUGUCGCCGAGAUGCGUGGCGAUGAUGGAAUCCUCCGUAUGGACAAGGCGGAAAUGCUCGAAUCAGCUGUGAUCUUUAUGCGUCAGCAAAACUCAAACAAAACAUCCGCCGCCGCCUCUGCACCAGCACCAGCACAGUCCCCCCAGUCACUGGAUAGCUUCCGUAAUGGCUACAUGAAUGCCGUCAAUGAGGUGUCACGUGUCAUGGCCUCCACAUCUGGCAUGAGCGUUGAUCUCGGCAAGUCGGUGAUGACGCAUCUCGGCCGCAUCUACAAGAACCUGCAGCAGUUCCACGAGGCUCAGACAACAAUGGUCGACAGUGAGAGAGAAAUGGACUGCUGCUCCUCAUCGAGUGCAGCGCCCCUCAGUCCCGCCUCAUCUGGUUAUCACAGCGAUUGCGAGAGUCCAGCACCGUCGCCAAUGCCAGAGGAGUCCGAGAAAUUGUGGCGCCCUUGGUAAAGUGACAGACGAGCAGGAUAGCAGCAACAAAUGGAGGGAAAGAGAAUGGAAACGCAACUGUGAUAACCAAACUGUGAUGGCAACAACAAC